CUUGCAUCAAAUUCUCACACUUUUUUUUUUUUUUUUCAAUAUUUUUCUUCUCAAGCUUCGUUUUCCCAUUUAUUCUUUGUGUAGAUGAAAUAAAGAAACUUUCACAACAAAAAAAAACACAUUUAUUUCUUACCGCACUUUCCCUUUUGCCAACCCAAAAGCCCUUAUCUCUUUCUCCAAACAUUCCUCAUUUUCGAUUCAAGCAAUGAUUUUGGGUGCUUAGUGUUCAACGUUGAUUAAUAUGAUUCCUUGGGGUGGCCUCAGUUGUUGUUUGAGUGCUGCUGCUCUUUACCUUCUCGGCAGAAGCAGUGGCAGGGAUGCAGAAAUUCUUAAAUCCGUAACCCGUGUCAAUCAGUUGAAGGAACUAGCUCAACUGUUAGAUGCGGAAAUAUUACCGUUGCUUGUUACAAUUUCUGGAAGAGUGGGCUCUGAAACCCCAGUUAACUGUGAGUUCAGUGGUUUAAGAGGUGUAAUAGUUGAAGAAACGGCAGAGCAGCAUUUUCUUAAACACAACGAUGCUGGUUCCUGGAUACAAGAUUCUGCUUUAGUGCUAUCCAUGAGUAAAGAGGUUCCUUGGUAUCUGGAUGAUGGGACUGAUCAUGUGCAUGUAGUUGGAGCUCGGGGUGCCACUGGUUUUGUAUUACCUGUUGGAAGUGAGGCAUUUGAAGAAUCAGGUCGGUCACUUGUACGUGGAACAUUGGAUUAUCUCCAGGGUCUCAAGAUGCUUGGAGUUAAGAGAAUUGAACGGGUACUUCCAGUUGGAACUUCCUUGACUGUCGUUGGUGAGGCUGCUAAAGAUGAUGUUGGGACCGUUCGAAUUCAGCGACCCCACAAAGGGCCAUUUUAUGUCUCUCCCAAAACGAUUGAUCAACUCAUUGCAAAUCUCGGGAAAUGGGCAAGGUGGUAUAAGUAUGCUUCUGCGGGUUUGACAGUGUUUGGCGCUUAUCUAAUAGCCAAGCAUGCUAUUCGAUACAUCUUGGAAAGACGGCGCCGCAUCGAAAUGCAAAAAAGGGUUCUUGCUGCAGCUGCUAAGAGGUCAGGACAAGAUAAUGAAGAAAUUUAUGAUUCUUUCUCAGGUGAAAAGACUGACAGCUUAUCAGAUGGUGCUAGAAGGGAUCGCUUCAUGCCAGAGUUGUGUGUAAUAUGCCUCGUGCAAGAAUAUAAUACUGUUUUUGUUCCGUGUGGGCAUAUGUGCUGCUGUACAGAAUGCUCUUCGCACGUAACCAGUUGUCCUCUAUGCCGGCGGCAGAUAGAGAAGGUAGUGAAGACUUUCCGUCAUUGAUCAUCGAGCAUACGCGGAAGCCCAACUUAGUAAAGCUACAUGGAAUAAGGAACCAUGCCUUAAGAAUCCAAAAGUAACAAUUUGGUCAAUGGUGAUUAUAUGAUUUGUGGACCUUUUCAUCAUCAUUUUCACAGGCUUUGCCUAUGAGCAAUCCUGAAAGCAUUUCUGAAACCAACAGCUUAAAACAAAAACAAUCAUGACGGUGAUUUACUGAUUGAUGCUUUUGGAAUCUAAAAUUGUAAAUAUUCGUUAUCAGAAAAAAGUUGUACGUUACUAUAAUCUGUUGUAAAGUGCUACUUUCUUGUUAGAUCUUUUCUACUUUUUUGUUGACUGUUCCAAUAUAUGAUAUGACU
Gastrolobium bilobum is the source of this 1635-nucleotide messenger RNA. Its product is annotated as E3 ubiquitin-protein ligase SP1. NCBI's taxonomy places the organism in Eukaryota, Viridiplantae, Streptophyta, Magnoliopsida, Fabales, Fabaceae. The record is from RefSeq and is a predicted model, not a curated record. The transcript is spliced from 11 exons. The coding region runs from base 242 to 1282 and encodes 346 amino acids. Gene Ontology annotation, molecular function: ubiquitin-protein transferase activity. Gene Ontology annotation, biological process: organelle organization; protein ubiquitination.